UAAACAAUUGCCCGUGAGAGUUGGCACUGUCAGGGAUGCCGGCAUGGUAUGGUAAUGCCAUUGCAGUGUAUUGCUGGUGAUGUGUGCUUGCUGUGAAGAAGAACCUGAUCGAUCAGCCCCGGAGCCCCCUUCCUCUUUACGCUUGCUGUGAGAGAGAGAGGGUAGUACUCGUAGGAAGUAAGUAAACAAAAGCAAAGGUAAACAGCAUGAUUAAAGGGCUGUUAAGAAAGAUAAAGCGAGGCGGAAGCGAGACACUUAAAAAUAAGGUCCAUCAAGGUUAAACAACGCCGGCCAUGGUGGUGGUGAUUAGGAGGAGUAAAGCGGCUGCCUGCAACUCCUGCAGCUAAUCCUCGCCGUGGCUGGCUCACCAUGCAUGGUGGUAGUGGUAUCACUACUGGUGAAACUACAACAGCUACUGAACAACUGCUAGUAGACCUAUAAAUCUGACAAGCCUUUGCCUACAAGCCCCUCUCUCCCUCUCUCUCUCUCUCUCUCUCUCUCUCUCUCGUAUAUAGUCUAUGCUCUCCCCACUUUCGUAGCUAGCUCUUCUUCCUAUGCCCCUCGCCGGAACAGAUAGCAUCAGAAUCUCCAGUGGCUGGCUAGGCAUCUUUCCUUUUCCUGCCAUAGGCCGUGACGAGAGCUUCUUGCUUGCGUGCUUGCUCCGGCUAUCAUAUUGCCUGCCUAUGAAGCUCUCUGGCCAAUGGACGGAGGAGCAGAGCUACUUCUUCCUCGCUAGCCUUUCUCGUCUCUGAUUCGUCCAUUGACCUUCGGUGAGCUCGGCCACUUCUGCGCUCCCGGCCCCCGCGACUUGUCGCGUCUACUCUUGUGUGACUGCUACUACAAGCAACCUGCAAGCGAUGGACAUGAACGAGAGCGGCGAGAAAGGGAUGGAGGGCAACGCGUCGUCCGGCGCCGCCGGCAUCCCGGUGGAGUGGCAGACCCAAUUCAGCGCCGCCGCCUUCUCGUGCGCGCCGCCGCAGCAGCAGCAGGUUCCAAUGAUGGACUCCGCCUUCGCGUCCGCCGCCGGCCUGUGGGCGUCCACCUCCCAGGCCAUGGCGCUCUCCGACGUCGGCGCCAUGUCGGCCGCGCGGGGCGGUGGCGGCUUCUUGGCGCCGGUCCCCGGUUUCCUCCCUCAGGGCCUCGGCCAUUUCCCCGUCGACUCCGGCUUCAUCGAGCGCGCCGCGCGGGCGUCCUGCUUCGGCGGCGGCGGCGGGGUGAUGGGUGCUACCGCUGGCUACGGCACAGCUGAUCAUCAGACCAUGAACAACGCGUUCAGUGGCUCCUCAGAGGCGCUGUUGGAUCACCAGAGGAAGGACGGCAACGACAAGGGCGAGCCGGAGCUCGGCCGGAACGGCCACGACGGGGUGCUGAGCUCGGAGGCUGCUGCUGGGGACUGCUCGUCCAAGGGGACCUCGGACUCCAAGAAGAGGAGAAGGCCUAACGAGGUGAUGGGAGGCGAUCAGGUUCAGUCGGCCAACCUGCCCGCGGACUCGGCAAACGAGAGCGUGCACAGCAAGGACAAAGGCGAGGAGAGCAGCCCGGCAACGACCACCGGACCCGGAAAGUCGAAAGGGAAGGGGGCGAAAGAGACCUCCGAGUCUCAGAAGGAAGACUACAUUCAUGUCCGAGCUCGGCGCGGACAGGCAACCAACAGCCACAGCCUAGCAGAAAGGUUGAGGAGGGAGAAGAUUAGCGAGAGGAUGAAGCUUCUGCAGGACCUUGUUCCUGGCUGCAGCAAAGUCACUGGGAAAGCGGUAAUGCUUGACGAGAUCAUCAACUAUGUUCAGUCCCUGCAAAGACAAGUUGAGUUCUUAUCGAUGAAGCUCGCAACAGUAAACCCAAGGCUUGACCUCAAUAUAGAAGGGCUUCUAUCGAAAGAUCUUCUUCGCUUCCCUGGUGUUCCUUCUUCUUCCCUUGGAUUUUCCCCAGAAAUGAUGCACCCACAAUUACAGCUAUCGCAACCAGGCCUGAUUCAGGGGGGCGCUGCUGGCAUGGCCAAUCCGGACGUAUUCAGGAGAAUCAUGCAGGCACAAUUGAGUGCAAAAGACGGGUCUCAGAUGUCCCACGCAUUGAAUGGAGGGUCAUUCAGCGAGGUUGCGCAGAUGGCGUACCCGUCGCUGGGGUCCCAGGACUUGAGCAUCAGGCCGUCGCAGGACGGGUUUCAAAUGUGACUGAACAUGCCAGUUGCACAUAGUAAAGAGCAAAGGCUUCCUUCCAUCUGAUCGGCGAACAUGCAGGUGCGCAGGGCCGCAUAACUGAUGCUGCUACUGCUGGGAGCAUGCAGCAGCGCUCGGCUGUGCUGCAUCGCCAUCGCCCAGGUUUUUAUUGUGUUCAUCAGAGGGAACUGAGAAAAAGCUCGUGGAGCCCCCCAGUCCGUCCCCCACCCCACGGAAGCAAGCGCUGGACGGAUGGAUGAGAGCCUGGAUGGCUGGAAAUUCUGUCUGUUUGGGUGGUCGCAUGCAUUCAUGGUCAUGGCUGGCGCGCAGUGCAGUAACAGUGAGCUGUGUGUUGGUAGCGAGCAAAUGAGCUGCUGCUGCAGGGUGUAAUGCGAGGAGCCUUGUUUUGUUAGUAGUUUCAGUGCUUUUGUUUGCAUAAUAGUUUAAGAGUCCAAGAAACACUCUUAAAAUUGGGGGGGCGGUCCGGCGAUGGUUAUGUUGAAACAUCAUACGUUUGGCAAAUUCUCCUUGUGCCACAAAUCAAAGAAGGAUGCUACAUCGAUCAUGCAUAUUCA
Sorghum bicolor (sorghum) is the source of this 2731-nucleotide messenger RNA. Its product is annotated as transcription factor bHLH49. Gene Ontology annotation, biological process: regulation of DNA-templated transcription. Bases 858 to 2171 code for a protein of 437 amino acids. The record is from RefSeq and is a predicted model, not a curated record. Gene Ontology annotation, molecular function: DNA-binding transcription factor activity; protein dimerization activity. Lineage: Eukaryota; Viridiplantae; Streptophyta; Magnoliopsida; Poales; Poaceae. The transcript has 7 exons. Gene Ontology annotation, cellular component: nucleus.